This is a messenger RNA of Hypomesus transpacificus, 2884 nucleotides long. It is a transcript of the gene crnkl1, whose product is annotated as crooked neck pre-mRNA splicing factor 1. The record is from RefSeq and is a predicted model, not a curated record. Gene Ontology annotation, cellular component: Prp19 complex; post-mRNA release spliceosomal complex; U2-type catalytic step 2 spliceosome. Gene Ontology annotation, biological process: spliceosomal complex assembly; mRNA splicing, via spliceosome. The transcript is spliced from 14 exons. Bases 137 to 2689 code for a protein of 850 amino acids. NCBI's taxonomy places the organism in Eukaryota, Metazoa, Chordata, Actinopteri, Osmeriformes, Osmeridae. Gene Ontology annotation, molecular function: protein binding.
AAUGCAUGCUGGGUAGUGUCAUGGCGGGACACACUUUCAUGUGAAAGCGCACACAACUUUACGUGGGUGUAUCGUAUUUUAUUGGGAAACGUCUUUAUUCAGAUUUAUAUUGUUAUCCAUCGUCUAAGCCAGAAACAUGGCUUCCACUGCAGCAGGCAAACAGAGGAUACCGAAAGUGGCGAAGGUGAAAAAUAAAGCCCCCGCUGAAGUGCAGAUCACUGCUGAGCAACUGCUCAGGGAAGCUAAAGAGAGAGAACUCGAACUUUUGCCACCUCCACCAAAACAGAAGAUCACAGAUGAGGAGGAGUUAAAUGAUUACAAAUUGAAGAAACGGAAGGGAUUUGAAGAUAACAUUAGAAAGAAUCGCACAGUCAUCAGCAACUGGAUCAAAUACGCACAAUGGGAAGAAAGCUUGAAAGAAGUACAGAGGGCUCGUUCUAUAUACGAGCGCGCUCUGGAUGUAGACCACCGGAACAUCGCUCUCUGGCUGAAAUAUGCCGAGAUGGAGAUGAAGAACAGACAGGUGAACCAUGCCCGCAACAUCUGGGACCGAGCCAUCACCAUCCUGCCCCGUGUCAACCAGUUUUGGUACAAGUACAGUUACAUGGAGGAGAUGCUGGGCAACAUCGCCGGUUGCAGGCAGGUGUUUGAGCGCUGGAUGGAGUGGGAGCCGGAGGAGCAAGCCUGGCACUCCUACAUCAACUUUGAGCUGCGCUACAAGGAGGUGGAGAAGGCCCGGUCAACCUACGAGAGAUUUGUGCUCGUCCAUCCCGAUGUGAAGAACUGGAUUAAGUACGCCCGCUUCGAAGAGAAGCACGGCUACGUCGCCCACGGCCGGAAAGUUUUCGAGAGGUCUGUGGAGUUCUUCGGAGAGGAGCACGUCGACGAGAACCUCUUUGUGGCCUUCGCCCGCUUCGAAGAGAAACAAAAAGAGUUCGAGCGGGUUCGAGUCAUCUACAAGUACGCCCUCGACCGGAUCCCCAAGCAGCAAGCCCAGGAGCUUUUCAAGAGCUACACCGUGUUUGAGAAGAAGUACGGAGACCGGAGGGGGAUCGAGGAUGUCAUUGUCAGCAAGAGGAGGUUCCAGUAUGAGGAGGAGGUCAAGGCCAAUCCACACAACUACGACGCUUGGUUUGACUACCUGCGUCUGGUGGAAAGCGACGCCGAUCCCGAAACCGCCAGAGACGUGUAUGAGCGGGCCAUCGCCAACAUCCCACCCAUACAGGAGAAGAGGCACUGGCGGCGAUACAUUUACCUGUGGAUAAACUACGCGCUGUAUGAGGAACUGGAGGUCAAGGAUCCAGAGAGAACCAGGCAGGUGUACCAGGCAUGCCUGGAUCUCAUCCCUCAUAAAAAGUUCACAUUUGCCAAGAUGUGGCUCCUCUACAGCCAGUUUGAGAUCCGUCAGAAGAACCUGCAGGCAGCCAGAAGAGGCCUGGGCGCAGCCAUCGGCAAGUGCCCCAAGAACAAACUGUUCAAGGGCUACAUCGAGCUGGAGCUGCAGUUGCGGGAGUUCGACCGCUGCAGGAAGCUGUACGAGAAGUACCUGGAGUUUGCCCCGGAGAACUGCACCACCUGGAUCAAGUUCUCGGAGCUGGAGACCAUCUUGGGCGACACGGAGAGGGCCCGCGCCAUCUUCGAGCUCGCCAUCGGACAGCCGCGCCUCGACAUGCCCGAGGUGCUGUGGAAGUCCUACAUUGACUUUGAGAUUGAGCAAGAAGAGUACAACAAUACCAGAGGGCUGUACAAGAGACUGCUGCAGCGCACGCAGCACGUCAAGGUCUGGAUCAGCUACGCCCAGUACGAGCUGUCCAUCGACAGCCCCGACCGGCUGCAGAGGUGCCGGCAGAUCUUCGAGGAGGCCAACAAGGGCCUGCGCAGCUGCGAGGAGAAGGAGGAGCGGCUGAUGCUGCUGGAGUCCUGGAGGGAGUUUGAGCAGGAGUUUGGCUCCGACAGCACCAGGGAGCGGGUGAUGAAACUGCUGCCGGAGAAGGUGAAGAAGAGGAGGAAGCUGACCGCCGAGGACGGGUCCGACGCAGGCUGGGAGGAAUACUAUGACUACAUCUUCCCAGAGGACUCGGCCAAUCAGCCCAACCUCAAGCUGCUCGCUAUGGCCAAGAUGUGGAAGAAGCAGCAGGUGGAUUUGGAUGAGGAUAAGGAGGAGGACAUGGAGGAGGAGGAAGAGGGAGGAGAAGAGAAGGGGAAAGAUGAAGAGGAGGAGUCAGAGAGAUCAGGGGAGGAGUCAGAGAGAUCAGGGGAGGGGCCAGAGAGAUCAGGGGAGGGGCCAGAGACUUCAGGGAAGGGGCCAGAGACAUCAGAGGAGGGGCCAGACAGAUCAGAGGAGGGGCCAGACAGAUCAGGGGAGGGGCCAGAGAGAUCAGGGGAGAGGCCAGAGAGAUCAGGGGAGGAGUCAAAGACGUCAGGGGAGGGUCCAGAGCGAUCGAAAGAGGGUACCGCAUCAGACAAGCCUCCUAGCCAUGAGCCACCCAAUCAUAAGCCAGCUCCAGAGAAACCUCCCCAGAAGGGCUCAUUUGAUGACAAAGAUGAUAGCAGCAGCAGCAGCAGUAGUAGCAACAGCAGCAGUGAUAGUGAUAGUGGGAGCAGCAGCAGUAGUAGCAGCAGUGAGAGUGAGGAUGAUGAUGCUGCUGCUAAGAAACAGCCCAAGAAAAGGAAGAAGGAUUCUGACUGAAUUCAGCACACUUCCAUUUCCUUUACCGUAUGGCAGGUGGCCGUAUCCUGGGGUGGGGACGUCGUCCUUGGUUCCAUUUCUAUUGCUUUUCUAAUAAAAUCCCAAAACCAAGGUUGUUGUUCACACGUGUUGUUUCGUGCCCUUGUUUCAUUUGUUGGAAUCAUGUAACUGUAAAUACAUCAAACAACAAGAUGA